This is a messenger RNA of Aspergillus nomiae NRRL 13137, 1518 nucleotides long. RefSeq lists its product as uncharacterized. The transcript has 6 exons. Lineage: Eukaryota; Fungi; Ascomycota; Eurotiomycetes; Eurotiales; Aspergillaceae. The record is from RefSeq and is a predicted model, not a curated record. The annotation marks the transcript as partial. Gene Ontology annotation, biological process: positive regulation of transcription by RNA polymerase II. Gene Ontology annotation, molecular function: DNA-binding transcription factor activity; transcription cis-regulatory region binding. Gene Ontology annotation, cellular component: nucleus.
CAAGUUCAAUUUUACGAUGAAACUAUCGCCAUCAAAGAGCAAUAUUGUAUUGGUGACUCUGAUACUUCCUUUCACCCGAGUGGCACCUUAGACUCUUUGUACGAUUCCAGUUUCGGAGCCCCAGUUGGGCUAUACACGAGCCCUGAUCAACAUGAACUGUCGGAGUCGGAGUCUGCCUCAGGACCUCGAUCAUCUAUAAGUCCAUCCGUACCACAUAUAUAUAGUGAGGAGAUUCUCGUCGUCAUAUUGUCUCUUGGUUCCUUUGUUUGGCGCAUCUCAACUAACUAUGUGUUCGGUAACGGGCCAGCUUGUCAGACCCCAGGGGUACCCUUGUAUCUUGGAAAUGAUCGUGGGUCUAGUUUGCCUUCAUCGCCAAAUAGGAACCUGCAUGAGAACAGAACCACCGAUGCUCAGAAUGCCUCUUUUAGUGAGAGGGAGGCCGCACUUAUACGCAACUAUGUCGACAAUAUGGCCCUGUGGGCCGAUAUAACCGACCCCCAACGACAUUUUGAGAUCGAAGUCCCAUUGAGAGCACUUGGGGAGCCAGUAUUACGUUAUGCAAUCUUUGCGUUCUCUUCUCGACAUAUAGAUAGACAGAGACAAAAAGACAUAUCUGAAGCCCUACAAUACCAUAACCACUGCCUCCAGCUUCUUAUUCCCGUUCUGUCUGGGCCCAGAGAUAGUAUCACAGAUACGGUUCUUGCUGCAGUUGCGAUUCUCCGGCAGCAUGAGGAAAUGGACUGUGAGGACCAUCAGUUCCAUUUGACAGGUACAACCCAGAUCUUGAAUACGAUAUCAUCGUUCGGAUCAAGCGGAGGCCUUGGUGAGGCAGCAGCUUGGUUAUGCCUACGUGAGGACAUUUACAUAUCACUCAUUUCGCAACGACCAUUACAAACGGACUUGCAUCGUUUCAGCAAUUCAAAUGUCUUCCGCCGGGAGGACGAUUUUGCUUGGGCGAGUCGGAUGGUCUUUCUUCUAGCCAAGGUUCUCAAACACGCAUUCAAUCACGAUCGCACAGUCAGUCAUUCGAUACUAGAAGAAAUUGGUAAGGAGAUUGAGAAAUGGAAUACCGGAAAGCCGCCCACAUUCCAGCCUAUCCAGUAUGUCCCUCGUAGCAAUGAGGUGCAUCGAAGAUUUCCAGGAGUCUGGAUGCUGCUGCCCGUCCACGUGGUUGGCGUUCAGUAUUAUCAUAUCGCUCAAAUCAUACUCGCAUUUUCCUAUCGUCCGAACCCGUCUCUGGCGUACGAGAGUUUCAGGCAAUCGCGCAAUAUAGAGAAAACCGUUCGAGGCCACCUUCUCACCGUCCUUGGCUUAGCAAAGUCUAACCCACGGGCCGAAAACACUCUUUUCACUGCGCGGCAUAGUCUAGUUUCAUGGGGGUGGAUACUCCGGCAAAGGCAAGAUCAGGAAGCUGCUGAAAAUCUGCUAAGAGACGUGGAGACAAGGACUGGCUGGGACGUGUCCCAAUCAAUUCAGUCCCUGAGAGAGCAGUGGUGUGAUGGAUCCGAUGAUAAUUGA